CAGGAAAUGCCUCUAGAAAAUAAAAAAUACAAUUGGACCAAGUCCCGUAAAGCCACUGGUUGCCCUCAUAUUAUCUUAUAGUCUCUCGACGACUUAAAAUUCACUCUGGAUCGAUUUAAUGGACAAAUAAGGGGUACCGGUGCACGCCUAGAUACCACAGGAAUGGAUAUCACAAGUCGCUGCACCCUGGGUGACCCCAACAAGCUCCCAGAGGGCGUGCCCCAGCCUGCCAGGAUGCCCUACAUUUCAGACAAGCACCCUCGGCAGACCCUGGAGGUAAUCAACCUCCUCCGCAAGCACCGGGAGCUGUGCGAUGUGGUUUUGGUGGUGGGAGCCAAGAAGAUUUAUGCCCACCGAGUGAUCCUGUCUGCCUGCAGCCCCUAUUUCAGAGCCAUGUUCACAGGGGAACUGGCCGAAAGCAGGCAGACGGAAGUCGUCAUCCGGGAUAUCGAUGAGCGCGCCAUGGAGUUGCUCAUUGACUUUGCAUACACAUCACAAGUGACUGUGGAGGAGGGCAAUGUGCAGACUUUGCUGCCCGCUGCUUGCCUGUUGCAGCUGGCAGAGAUUCAGGAGGCCUGUUGUGAAUUCCUCAAGCGGCAGCUGGACCCCUCCAACUGUCUGGGCAUCAGGGCCUUCGCCGACACUCACUCCUGCAGAGAGCUGCUGCGCAUAGCUGAUAAGUUCACUCAGCACAACUUUCAGGAGGUGAUGGAGAGCGAAGAGUUCAUGCUGCUGCCAGCCAACCAGCUGAUCGACAUCAUCUCCAGUGAUGAGCUCAAUGUUCGGAGUGAAGAGCAGGUGUUUAAUGCUGUAAUGGCCUGGGUUAAAUACAGCAUCCAGGAACGCAGGCCUCAGCUGCCACAGGUUUUGCAGCAUGUGCGUCUUCCCCUUUUGAGCCCAAAGUUCUUAGUUGGGACGGUGGGCUCAGAUCCUUUGAUCAAGAGUGAUGAGGAGUGCAGGGACUUGGUGGAUGAAGCAAAGAACUAUCUCCUGCUACCCCAAGAGCGGCCUCUCAUGCAAGGACCUCGAACACGUCCCAGAAAACCCAUUCGUUGUGGAGAGGUGCUAUUCGCUGUGGGAGGUUGGUGUAGUGGCGAUGCCAUCUCCAGUGUUGAGCGUUAUGACCCACAGACUAAUGAGUGGAGGAUGGUGGCGUCCAUGAGCAAACGGCGGUGUGGAGUUGGCGUUAGUGUUCUGGAUGAUCUGUUGUAUGCUGUUGGUGGGCAUGAUGGCUCGUCUUAUCUUAAUAGUGUGGAGAGGUAUGAUCCUAAGACGAACCAGUGGAGCAGUGACGUUGCUCCUACUAGCACCUGCCGGACCAGUGUGGGUGUUGCUGUACUAGGGGGUUACCUGUAUGCGGUGGGAGGUCAGGAUGGUGUCUCCUGUCUCAACAUUGUAGAAAGGUAUGAUCCAAAAGAGAAUAAGUGGACUCGAGUAGCCUCUAUGAGCACUAGACGGUUGGGUGUGGCUGUAGCUGUAUUAGGUGGUUUUCUUUAUGCAGUAGGGGGUUCAGAUGGCACCUCCCCUCUAAAUACAGUAGAACGGUAUAACCCUCAAGAGAAUCGCUGGCAUACGGUGGCACCCAUGGGUACCCGACGGAAACAUCUGGGCUGUGCUGUGUACCAGGACAUGAUCUACUCUGUGGGCGGCAGAGAUGAUACUACAGAACUGAGUAGCGCAGAACGAUAUAAUCCCAGAACCAAUCAGUGGUCCCCGGUGGUUGCGAUGACAUCCAGAAGAAGCGGGGUUGGUUUAGCUGUAGUAAAUGGCCAGUUGAUGGCAGUAGGAGGAUUUGAUGGUACUACAUAUCUGAAAACUAUAGAAGUCUAUGAUCCUGAUGCCAACACAUGGAGGCUGUAUGGUGGAAUGAACUAUAGGCGAUUGGGAGGUGGAGUCGGCGUAAUAAAAAUGACUCACUGUGAAUCGCAUAUAUGGUAACACCCUCAGCAUCCCUCCCACAGAUGCCUCACCAUAGCUUGUGCCUCAUAAAGACAUUGUGCAUCAUGCAAGAGAAAAGCCUGUUUUAAGACUGAAUUCUGUCUCUAGUUACUGAGAUGGCAAAGCCAAGGAAUACCAUCUCCUGUAGCUGCUUUGAGGAGACUCCCCUGUACAGACAGACAUUGCCACUCCAUUUUUUUUAUUUAGAUGUAUUUCAUACUUGAGCAUAGCCAAAGGCAACUUGUUAUUGGACAGAGAAACACUAGUCGGGAAAAGCAUCAACCCUCACCACAAAUGUUUUUAUUUGUCUUACAAUGCCACAUGUAGGCUUUCCUAGCAUUUGUUUUUCUGGAAAGAACUAGGCCUCUGCUGGUCUGUUUGACAGUAUUGAUGAAUGACUACAUUUCUUUUUCUUUAAAGUGAUCACCCCAUAAUUAAAAUUCUGUCAUAUGUUGUCCCAAAUCUGAGUUUUAUGGAACACAAAAAGAGAUGUUAGCCUCACCAUUCACAGUCAUUGUAUUGAAAAGGGUGUAAUAACAAGUGAAUGUUGACUGAGGCUAACAUUCUUUAAUAUAUCUUUUUGUGUUCCACAGAAGUCACAGGUUAGGAACAUGGUGAGGAAAUAAUGACGGAAUGCUCAUUGUUGGAUGAACUAUUCCUUUAAUUUAUUGAUUUUACACUAAUUAUCUGUUCCUCUGCAUUCUUACCAGAUGUAAGCGGAUUAGUUGAUCCAAUAUUUUUUUUUUCUUUCCUUGAUGUACUGAAAAUGCAUUUCCCUUUGCAAUGUAAUGAAGGCUGUGUUGAAGUAAAAAAGUCAUUUUUUGAAGCAGUCCAAAACAGGUUUGAUGUAUUAUCAGUUUGUUUACUUUUCUAUAACAGAAUGCAUCAAUUAAUCAAGUCCAUGCACUUUAAACCACUUAAGAGUUUUUCUAUUAAAGUUUGUAAUUUUUUUUCUAGAAUAAAUUGUUUGAUAUAUUGUAUUAUUCAUUCAUUUUUAUUAUCAUUGAAAAGUCAUGGUAAGAAAAAAUAUAAGUUAAUUGUUUUUCUUUUGACAUUCAAGAAAAAAAAAUGGUAUCAAGUAGUGGCCUGCACGUAUGGUCAGAAACUAAAUGUUGUUGCUGAAAAUGACAUGAAACUGCCCUAAUUGUCAAUCGAACUCCAUUAUUUUCUCACAGAACAGUUGUAUGCUGUAAUCUAGGUGUUAAAUAUGGUUACAUAUCUUUCAAGUUCUUAUUUAAUUUUAAAGAUGUUCACCAACUGUCUGUACAUUUC
Molecule: messenger RNA, 3210 nt
Organism: Xyrauchen texanus (razorback sucker)
Lineage: Eukaryota; Metazoa; Chordata; Actinopteri; Cypriniformes; Catostomidae
Gene: klhl20
Product: kelch-like family member 20
Exons: 12
Coding region: 163-1938 (591 amino acids)
Molecular function (GO): protein binding
Source: RefSeq, a predicted model, not a curated record